AUGGCGGAUCCGACGGAUCGGUCGGCGGCCAUGGCGGAUCCGGCGAGGUACUACAAAUCACUUCCACCUAUAAGCAAGGCAUAUGGGACAUUGUGUUUCUUUACCACCGUGCUAGUUCAGCUCCACAUCCUGGAUGACCAUUUUCUUAUAUUAUAUUACCCUUGGGUGUUCAAGAAGUUUGAGGUAUGGAGGUUAUUUACAAGUUUCUUCUUUCUGGGACCAUUUUCCAUAAACUUCGGUAUUCGCCUUCUGAUGAUAGCAAGGUAUGGUGUCAUGUUGGAAAAGGGAGCAUUUGAUAAACGGACAGCAGAUUUCUUGUGGGCGAUGAUAUUUGGCGCCAUCUCACUAUUGGUGGUGUCUGUUAUUCCCAUAUUCAAUACUUAUGCAUUGGGAAUACCUAUGGUCAGCAUGCUUGUUUAUGUCUGGAGCCGAGAGAAUCCGAAUGCUCAGAUAAAUAUAUACGGCCUUGUCCAAUUGAGGGCGUUUUAUCUUCCAUGGGUUAUGCUCUUAUUGGAUAUGAUAUUUGGGUCAUCAUUAAAGCCUGGCCUUCUGGGGAUCAUGGUUGGACAUCUAUACUACUUCUUUUCAGUGUUGCACCCUCUUGCCACCGGAAAGAACUACCUCAAGACCCCGAAAUGGGUGUAUCCUUUUACACGGUCGUGGCCAAAGCAUUCUCUUUCAGUUUGCAUAUACAACUAA
This is a messenger RNA of Miscanthus lutarioriparius, 699 nucleotides long. The record is from the annotation of a GenBank genome assembly. Lineage: Eukaryota; Viridiplantae; Streptophyta; Magnoliopsida; Poales; Poaceae.